Sceloporus undulatus (fence lizard) is the source of this 6300-nucleotide messenger RNA. RefSeq names its product collagen type IV alpha 4 chain (gene COL4A4). NCBI's taxonomy places the organism in Eukaryota, Metazoa, Chordata, Lepidosauria, Squamata, Phrynosomatidae. Gene Ontology annotation, cellular component: collagen trimer. The transcript has 48 exons. Gene Ontology annotation, molecular function: extracellular matrix structural constituent. The record is from RefSeq and is a predicted model, not a curated record. The coding region runs from base 312 to 5357 and encodes 1681 amino acids.
CCUUGCUCUGGAGGACUCGGGGGCUCUGUCUGGACUGGGAUUGGAAGAAGGCGCCCCAGAGCAAGGGCUAGAGGCCACAGAGGGGUGGGGCCCAAAGGGACCUCUGCUGCAGAAAGAGGCAGAGAAGCCGAGGGAGAGCCCAGCAGCCCCGCAGUGCCUGCCUCAGGGGAGUCCGUGGCUUCUCAGAUCACAAAAGUGGUAGAAGGAUCAUGAUUUUCAGAGUUGGACAUGUACUGCAGUCAAAUCUUGCUGAUUAAAAAUUAAGCAGUGAAGACUUGAAUUCAAAUGUAUUUAUAUGAACCACAUCUAUCAUGCAUUCUUUAAAAUGGAUCAAUCAUAUUAUCACAAGUGUAUGGUGGCUGGUGAUAAUUGUUUCUUCACUACAACCAAUUCAUGGGGGUGAAUAUUCCUAUAUUAAUCGCUGUGGUGGACAAGAUUGCUCAGUUUGUCAAUGCUUUCUUGAAAAAGGUACAAGGGGCCAACCUGGCCAACCAGGACCCCAAGGUCCAAUUGGUGCCUUGGGUCCUGUAGGUCCAAUUGGUUUACCGGGACAAAAAGGCCUUAGAGGUGAUGUUGGACGGUCUGGGCCUGCAGGCGAAAGAGGCAACAUGGGUCCCACUGGAGUUCCAGGAUUUUCAGGUUUAGAUGGUGUUCCUGGGUUACCAGGACCAGAAGGACCUAGAGGCCAGCCUGGCUUGGAUGGGUGCAAUGGUUCAAGGGGAGAUCCAGGAUUUCCUGGGGAAGUUGGACGAAUUGGACCAAGAGGCUCAUUUGGUUUUCCUGGGCAAAAAGGAGAAAAAGGAAAUUCUAUCUACAUUUCUGAGUUCAUUAGAGGGCCUCCUGGAGAACGAGGAGAUCCUGGACCCCGUGGCAUGCCUGGUCGUAGAGGAGAGAGAGGACCAAGAGGUCCACUUGGUUUCCCAGGUCAACCAGGCAUACAGGGUGGUCAAGGUCAACCUGGUUUGCCUGGUGAUCAGGGGAAUCCUGGUACUGGAGUGGAAGGACAAAAAGGGGAACCGGGUGAUGUUGGACCUCCUGGAUCUCCUGGGCAGCCAUUAUUGGUUGGACCUCCUAGUUCGGAAUUGUUAAAGGGAGAAAAGGGUGUAAAAGGAAUACCAGGAUCUAUGGGCUUGAGAGGAUUGCCUGGCCGCAAAGGCUCACUUGGAAAUGGACAGAAAGGUGAAAAGGGGAUUCCUGGUUUCCCUGGAAUGCGGGGGAGUCCUGGUGCUUAUGGAUCUCCAGGUUUUCGAGGAAACAAGGGUGAAACUGGAAUUCCUGGAUUUCCGGGACCAUAUGGUUUUCCAGGGAUUAAGGGGGAUCCAGGAGAGAGUGGGCCACCAGGUCCACCGGGACCUCGAGGAAUACCACGUCCUGGAAUAAAAGGUGUUCAAGGAGAUCCUGGUGACCCUGGACCUCCUGGAGAUGUGGGGGCAGACGGCUUGACAGGCCCUUCUGGUGUUAAAGGAAAGCAAGGAGAAGAUGGAGCCAGUCUCCCUGGUCGCAAAGGUGCAUUGGGAGUACAAGGUCCACAAGGAUUUCAGGGUGACCCUGGACUCCCUGGUGUGUCUGAAACAGCUCCAGGAAGACCAGGAGCUCUAGGAUUACCAGGUUUUCCUGGAACACCUGGAAAACAGGGCUUGCCUGGCCCACCAGGUGUGGCCUGUAGUGAAAGAGGAUCCCCUGGACAACCAGGGACUAAAGGCCAGAAGGGGCAACCUGGAGAAAGAGGUGAAAAAGGAGAGAAAGGGAGUCCAGGCAGCUGCUCAUGUGGUUCAGGACCCUGUGGUGCACCAGGAAUACAAGGCCCACCAGGUGUCCCUGGAAGAAAAGGAGAGGUGGGAUUUGCUGGAAAAUAUGGAAGGAAAGGUGAUCUGGGCUUACCUGGUGCAACAGGACAACCAGGUCCACCAGGAAUGCCAGGCUCACCUGGGCUGAAUGGAGAAAAAGGAGAUAAGGGUGACCCAGCUAGAAUAAGAAUCAAAGGGAUAAAAGGACAAAGAGGUCUCCAAGGGGAACCUGGAUUUCCAGGGGAAAAUGGCAUUGCCGGCAGGGAUGGAGAACCAGGUUUACCUGGUGAAAAGGGCUUUAAGGGCAAUGAUGGAAGAGCUAUAUCUGGUGAUAAGGGAUAUCCUGGUGUUUCUGGACCUCCUGGCUCAACGGGGCCCAUAGGACUACCAGGUUUUGGAAUUCAGGGCCCACAGGGUGUUCAAGGUCCACCUGGAGAUCCAGGAAACCCCGGUUUAAGAGGAUCAUCUGGUCCUAAGGGUCAAAAAGGUACCACUCCUCCAUAUACAAGAGCAUAUGAUGGGGAUCCAGGUGCACCUGGUUUUAAAGGCACUGCAGGUCCAAAAGGUUUGAGGGGGCAACCUGGCCGACCUGGUCCCAAUGGUUUUGAAGGAUUCAAAGGUCGACAGGGCAGACCAGGAAUAUCAAAUAUUCCUGGCCCAGAAGGGUUAAGGGGUGAAACUGGUGAUCCUGGUGAGAAUGGUGAAGGUGGUUCAAGACUGGAUGGUACUCCUGGACUGACAGGCUCACCUGGGCUUGAUGGUCCAAAAGGUGUUCCAGGUGAUACCAAUUAUGGUCCUCCAGGAAUCCCAGGCAUCAGAGGCCUGCCAGGAUUGCCAGGAUUAUCAGGAAGACAAGGUGACCCAGGGUUUGCUGGGCUUCAAGGACAGCCUGGUACACCAGGAUUUCCAGGAGCAAAAGGUCUCAGAGGUAGAAAGGGUGAUACAGGUGUCACAGGAUAUCCUGGCUCACCUGGACCACCUUGUGAUAAUGACUUGCAGGGACCUCCGGGACCUCCAGGAUCCUUUGGAUCACCAGGUUCUAGAGGUUUGCAGGGCAACAAAGGUCCACGAGGAGAUAUGGGUGCACCAGGCCCAGCUGGGAUGAAAGGUAUGCCAGGAGUUCCUGGAACGCAAGGAUCGCCGGGCCUUCCAGGGUUAAGAGGAAACCCAGGCCUUCCGGGAGAAAAUGGAUUACCAGGCCUUCCAGGACAAAAAGGGAGCAAAGGGUCCAAAGGCAUGCAGGGUUUCCCAGGAUUCCCAGGAACUGAUGGACAAAUGGGAGCUCCUGGUGUGAAAGGGGAAGAAGGACUAACAGGUCAGCGUGGUCCUCCUGGAGAAUAUGGGCUUAUGGGGUCCAAAGGUGAAAGUGGACUGCAAGGAGAGGAUGGUUGUAUUACUGUAUUGGCAGAGAAAGGAGCAAAAGGGGAACCAGGUCUUCCUGGUGAGGAAGGCUUACCAGGAACACAAGGUGACAGAGGCAGCCCUGGAUUUCAAGGGUCCCCAGGAUAUCCUGGCCGAGAUGGACGUCCAGGAAAUGAAAAAGGUGAACGAGGUGAUGUUGGAGAGCCUGGUUUUCUAGGGCUACCGGGCCUCCCAGGGCCUGCAGGAGUAAGAGGAAUAAUUGGUUUUCAAGGACAGCAAGGUGAUCCGGGAGUACAGGGAUUGCCAGGUAUUCCAGGAAGUCCAGGACUUGAUGGUGAAAAAGGAUCUAAAGGUGCCAGAGGUGAUCCAGCCAUUAACAUUGGCCAGCCAGGUAAAAAGGGUCCUAUAGGAAAUCCAGGAUUACCAGGACUUAAUGGAUUACCAGGAGACCAAGGAGAACCAGGUGGUCAAGGGGAAUCGGGCAGACAAGGAUCCAAAGGGCUGGUUGGCUAUCCAGGAACACCUGGCUUUCCAGGUGCUCAGGGAGUUGUUGGCUUACCAGGAGUUCCAGGUGAACAAGGUAUUCCUGGUCUUUUGGGACUUCCUGGUUUGCCAGGAUUACCUGGCAGUCCAGGUAGAAAAGGUCUUUCAGGAUUGCCUGGAUUAAAUGGUCUCAAUGGACUGCAGGGUCAAAAAGGCCUGACAGGCCCUCCAGGUUUAAAUGAAAUGGGGCCUCCAGGACGCACAGGAGAACCAGGACCAAAAGGCAACAGAGGAGAACCUGGACUACCAGGAAUUUCCCGCCUGGGUCCCCCUGGAGACAUGGGCUUCUUAGGUCCUCCCGGUAUGCCAGGUGUGACUGGAUCUGCAGGCCUCAUGGGCCCACCUUCUGAAAGCAUACUUCCUGGACCUCCAGGAGACCAAGGACCUUCUGGGUUAGAUGGCAUUAGAGGACUUCCUGGCAAACCUGGCCCUCCAGGGACGACUAUACUUGUGAAAGGGGAUCCAGGUGAUUGUGGCACUUAUGGCCCACCUGGGUCUCCUGGCCCAACAGGGAAAAUGGGAACUAAAGGUAUUCCAGGAAAUCAAGGAAGAGAAGGUGUGAAAGGUCCAAUGGGAAACCCUGGCCCACAAGGGCCUCCUGGUGCCCCUGGUGAGCCUGGUGAUCAAGGUUUUAGAGGAUCUCCUGGUCCUUUGGGUCCCAAAGGUUGCAGAGGUGAUCCAGGUGAACCAGGGAAAGUGGACUACUCAUCUUGUCCCAAGAUUCCAGGGCCUCCUGGAGUACUAGGCCCAAGAGGAUCACCAGGUCCCAUAGGAUUAAGAGGGCCAGCAGGCUUCCCUGGCCCCCCAGGAAUGAAGGGAGAAGAAGGCUUUGUAGGUCAGCUGGGUCAAAAUGGCCUCCCUGGGCCACCAGGACCUUUUGGUGAUCAAGGUGACAUAGGAGAAAAAGGAUACACAGGGCUGCAAGGUCUUCCAGGCCCAACAGGAAUGCCAGGACCCCCAGGGCCUGAAACAAGAAUUGCUACUGGAUUCCUGAUUGUUCUUCAUAGUCAGUCAGAUGUAGAACCACUUUGCCCAGAGGGAAUGCCAAGGCUAUGGACUGGGUAUAGCCUGUUAUAUAUUGAAGGGCAGGAGAAAGCCCAUAAUCAAGAUCUUGGUAUGGCUGGAUCUUGUCUCCCUGUGUUCAGCACCAUGCCUUUUGCCUACUGCAAUAUCAACCAGGUCUGCUACUACGCAAGUCGAAAUGAUAAAUCUUAUUGGCUAUCAACUGCAGCUCCUUUGCCCAUGAUGCCCCUCUCUGAUGAAGAAAUAAAGCCUUACAUUAGCAGAUGUGCUGUAUGUGAAGCGCCUGCCCAAGCUGUUGCUGUUCAUAGUCAAGACCAAUCCAUUCCUCCCUGUCCAUCAAACUGGAGAAGUCUUUGGAUAGGCUACUCAUUUUUAAUGCACACUGGAUCUGGCGACCAGGGAGGUGGACAGUCUCUCAUGUCAACUGGAAGCUGCCUUGAAGACUUUAGAUCAGCACCUUUCAUUGAGUGCCAGGGUCAGCGAGGAACAUGUCACUUUUUUGCCACUGCACACAGCUUUUGGCUGACUACAGUAAACCCAGAGCUGCAGUUUGCCUCAUCCCCACUGUCAGAGACUCUUAAAGAUGAGCAACAACAACGACAAAAUGUAGGCAGAUGUCAGGUCUGCAUGAAAUAUAGUUAAGGAAACCCUGAACAUUUACCAGAUGGGGAUGCACUAAGUUGUGGUAUGAUUACAGAUGGUGCCAAUUCUUGGGUUUUUAUCUGGAAAAUGUGGAACAUGCCCAUGGCUUUAUGUCCGGUAGGCCAUGGAUACUAAUUCGUUCUGAUCCUCUGUGCAGCCAUAGUUGUCUAUGCCACAUGAGAAACACAAUGUUCUACAGAACCCUGGUAUUCUCCUAGAUGUCAGCAUCACCUAAUUUGCUGCUGCUAAAAGUGGAAGGGGAGCACAGCUACUGACUAUUCACAUCUUGGGUUUUUCUUUAUCAUGCAGCUGCCCUGCUUUGUUCUCUCUUUAUUCUGGGGCAGGGAGAGUGGGAGAGCAAAAGAUGAAAUAAUUGUACAUUUUUAAAAUAGCUCUAUCUCCAGCUGGAAUCCCUCUUCCUGCAGUGAAUGAAAACAGGACUCAUAAUGUUAUGCCUUCUUCCUUUUGCAGUACAUGGAUGGUAAUGUCGAUUUAAACUAGUGGAGACAGAAAAUUACCUUGUUACCCAAGUUUAAAUAGUAUCUCCAGUGGAUAGCAAAGUAUCAGGUCUUCAGGGAAUGCUGGGAGUAUAAUAGACAGUACUCAAAGUGAGAAGGCCACAAUUAGUCUUUGGCUUAUUUAGGAGAGAUCUACCCUGAACAAAAGGUAUCAUGGAAUCUGUUUAACAAGAAGACAGUGGGACAGGCUUCAUAAUAAAGAAGUAAUGCAUGAGUCUUUGCUCUGCAACAGAUUUAAGAUAGACGAGACAAAUAAAACUUAACAAUAAAAGUUCAUAUGAGUAUACAAUUUUUCAGAAGUGUUUCUUGAGAUGAAAAAUGAAUACUUCUGCAGCAUCACUGUGUAGUUAUUCUGUUUGUCUUCUGUUCUGUGCAAGCUACUCAGUAUAUUACCACUCCACUCCCUUCAAUUUACCCAAUCAGUU